Messenger RNA from Lucilia sericata (common green bottle fly), 3581 nucleotides. RefSeq names its product tyrosine-protein kinase Src64B (gene Src64B). The record is from RefSeq and is a predicted model, not a curated record. Gene Ontology annotation, cellular component: extrinsic component of cytoplasmic side of plasma membrane. Gene Ontology annotation, biological process: cell surface receptor protein tyrosine kinase signaling pathway; innate immune response; cell differentiation. Lineage: Eukaryota; Metazoa; Arthropoda; Insecta; Diptera; Calliphoridae. Bases 1825 to 3465 code for a protein of 546 amino acids. The transcript is spliced from 7 exons. Gene Ontology annotation, molecular function: non-membrane spanning protein tyrosine kinase activity; ATP binding; signaling receptor binding.
UAGGAACAAAGUAAAUUUAAUUAAAUAAAUGGAUUAACAUUUUUGAAAAUAAAAACUGCAAGCAUUCAAGGAUAAAAAAUAUAUAACACGUGGACUAUUAAACCAAGAAGAUAUACUCUGCAGGAUAAAAAAUAAAAUAAAACUAAAAUAUCAAGAAGUGAAACGUAGAAAAAACAGCAACCAGAUGUUUUUCAACGCACCAACUUUGCCAAUGACGAACAGUAGUUAAUGUCGGAUUAUAUUUAAGUAAAAGGAUUUUUCCAUUUAGAUACUGUUACCAGCGAGAGCAGCAGCAAUGACAUCAUUUAUAACGGAAAAAAUCAAAAUAUUCUUAAAUAACACAUCAGCAAAAAUCACAUAAUUUUAUACAUCGCAUUAUAUUAUUUUUCAUUUGCUGUGAUUUAUCAUCUCAACCAGCCAUUGAAGCGAAAACGAAGAAAAAAAGAAAAAAAUCAACAACUGCAACAAAUCCAACAUAACCUUAAUUUAAUUGAGGUUAUGUUGAAAACCCUCAUUCAUACUACAACUCGAAAUACUGGUAACACUUUGAGUCUUCUACAAAACUUUUCCAAGGGAAAAAACUGAGAAGCUAAAGCAACACAUCAACUUUUUAUGAAUAUAAUAAAAAUUCAGCAAAAAAGGAAUUUGAAAUUAAAACGUCGACUACUAUACAUCACCACCAUCUACACAUUUAAACAUCACUGUUAAUUACGUCAUUACUUUCAACCUCGUCAUCAUCCAUAAACUGAAAUAAAAUGAAAUGAUUCAUAAGCUGUGACUACGUUACCGUUCUUCUUCGACUCUUUUUUUUAUAAACGACUUUUGCAACCAAAUAAAUUUGCGAAAAAUAACGUAAAUAAAAUAAAUUAAAAAAGCUUUUCCUUGCGCCCUCCAAAACAAACUUUUUCAAUACUUGGCACUUUUUUAUGUAAAUUUUUUAUUGAGAAAAAAAGAAGAGAAAGAAAACAAACCAACAAAUCAUCUUACAACAAACCAGAGGUUUUCUUUUUUACGGCUUAAUUAUAAUAACAACAACAAAAACAAAAAAAAAAACAACUUGACUGAUAGUUUAUAUUAAUUAUUAUAUUAUAAAUUUAACUUUUUUAUAUAAGCUUAAGCCUGAACGAAACAAAACGAAUUACAACAAGAACAAUUUUUACUAGCUGAAUUCCUUACAACAAAAUUAAACAACAACAACAACAAAACGUAACUUUAAAAAAAAAAAAUUCUUCUUUGUCUCGAAACCAGUGAUCUCCAGUUACAAAAGAAAAUUAACAAAAAACAAAAAUACAAAUCUAAAGCUUCAAUUUCUUCAUCAUAAUGCUUAAGAAAAUAAUUAUUUUAUAUUUAUAAAGCUGCUUUGUUUUUUUUUUGUUGUAAAUAUAAGAAUUUUUUCUUAAUUAAAUGCUGCUUUUUCUACUUCAAACUGUCUACUUCCUUCUGCAAAACUGAGAAAAAUAAAGAAAAACAAAAACAAACAACAAAAAAGAGAAGCAUUUAACAACUCCAACUUUACAUUUAAUUUUUAUAUAUUUAUAUAAAAAAAACAACUAAGGAUUAAAUAAAAAAAUAAUCACACUGUAAAAUUUACACUCCACCUACUCCCUGUUUGAGAGUUUAAAAACAAAAACAAACAAUCAAACAUACAACAUACAACUCCUUCUCCUUUAACACACCUACAACAACUGUCUCAACAUUAAUUGCAAUUGCAACUACAUUUUGCCAUUGUGUUGGUGUUUUGGUGUGAGAGUUAGUGAGUUUGUGUCUUUGGGGUGUGAGUGAUAGAGUGUGUGCGUGCGAGUGCAUCUAACAACUUGUCUAACAAUGGGGAACAAAUGCUGCAGCAAACGUCAGGACCAGGAACUAGCUCUUGCUUAUCCAACCGGCUAUAAAAAGUCCGAUUAUACAUUUGGUCAAACACACAUUAACAAUACGGGCCAGAAGCAUAAUAAUGGCGGUUCAUUGGAUUCCCGCUAUACACCCGAUCCAAAUCGUGUUCCCUUGAAAAUUGCUGCUAAGAGUGGAGUGGAUAUAAUAAGGCCGCGAACAACGCCAACCGGCGUACAGGCAGCUGUUGCUGGUGGUAUCCCUAAACGACGUGUCGUUGUGGCUUUAUACGAUUAUAAAUCACGUGAUGAGUCUGAUUUGAGUUUUAUGAAAGGCGACCGUAUGGAGGUAAUCGAUGAUACCGAAUCGGAUUGGUGGCGUGUAGUUAAUUUGACUACAAGGCAAGAGGGUUUGAUACCUUUAAAUUUUGUAGCCGAGGAGCGAAGUGUGAAUAGUGAAGAUUGGUUCUUUGAAAAUGUUUUGCGCAAAGAGGCCGACAAAUUGUUAUUGGCGGAGGAGAAUCCACGAGGAACAUUUUUGGUAAGACCCUCGGAACAUAAUCCAAAUGGUUUUUCAUUAUCUGUUAAAGACUGGGAAGAUGGUCGUGGCUAUCAUGUUAAACAUUAUCGUAUAAAACCCUUAGAUAAUGGCGGCUACUAUAUAGCCACCAAUCAAACGUUCCCCUCCCUACAAGCUCUAGUUAUGGCCUACAGCAAAAAUGCUUUGGGUCUCUGCCAUAUACUGUCACGACCUUGUCCCAAACCACAACCACAAAUGUGGGAUUUGGGUCCAGAAUUGCGGGAUAAAUAUGAAAUACCACGUUCAGAAAUUCAACUAAUACGUAAAUUAGGUCGCGGCAACUUUGGCGAAGUAUUUUAUGGUAAAUGGCGUAAUAGCAUUGAUGUUGCUGUUAAAACACUACGUGAGGGCACAAUGUCGACAGCUGCCUUCCUGCAAGAGGCUGCCAUAAUGAAAAAGUUUCGUCAUAAUCGUUUGGUUGCACUUUAUGCGGUUUGUUCACAGGAAGAACCCAUUUACAUUGUUCAAGAAUACAUGUCUAAAGGCAGCUUACUAGAUUAUCUACGCGAAGGCGAUGGACGCUAUUUACACUUUGAAGAUCUCAUCUAUAUUGCUACACAGGUUGCCUCCGGUAUGGAAUAUCUGGAAUCGAAACAACUAAUACAUCGUGAUUUGGCAGCUCGUAACGUUCUAAUAGGCGAAAAUAAUGUAGCGAAAAUAUGUGAUUUCGGUUUGGCGCGCGUCAUAGCGGACGAUGAAUAUUGUCCGAAACAGGGUUCCCGCUUCCCAGUCAAAUGGACAGCACCGGAGGCCAUUAUAUAUGGUAAAUUUUCAAUAAAAUCCGAUGUCUGGUCAUAUGGUAUACUGCUCAUGGAAUUAUUUACAUACGGACAAGUGCCAUAUCCUGGUAUGCAUAGUCGUGAAGUCAUUGAGAAUAUUGAACGUGGCUUCCGUAUGCCAAAGCCGACAAAUCAUUAUUUCCCCGAUAAUAUUUAUCAUCUGUUGUUGCAAUGUUGGGAUGCGAUACCGGAGAAGAGACCAACGUUUGAAUUUUUAAAUCAUUACUUUGAAUCGUAUUCGGUGACGUCUGAGGUGCCCUAUCGAGAGGUGCAAGAUUAGGAUAAGUUUAUAAAUAUUCAAUAUUUAGGUAUAAUACUUUAAGUUCUUUAUAUAUACAUAUAUACACAUAUAAAUAUUUACAUACAAAAAAAAAAAAAACAAAAACAUAAACAAAU